CAGGGUCCCCCCCUCUCCAAGUGCGGUCCCUCAUGGGCGGCUGGUCUAGCAGUGCUGUGCUGGGGCUGUACCGGGCGCUGCUCCGUGCAGGGCGUCACCUUCAGUACACAGACCGCAACUACUACCGCCGCGCUGUGGCCCGAUGGCAGGAGUGAACGGAGACCGUAAAGGGAAGAAAGAUGACAAUGGCAUCGGUACAGCCAUCGACUUCAUGCUUUCCAACGCGAAGCUUGUUCUGGGCGUCGGUGGAGCAGCCAUGCUUGGCAUCGCAACGCUGGCUGUCAAAAGAAUGUACGACCGUGCCAUCAGCGCUCCAACCAGUCCCACCAAGAUGGAGCAGAAAGGAAAGCGAAGCUGGGAGGAGCCCGUCUGGGUGGGUUCUUCACCUCGGGUUCUGAACCAUGACAUGAAGGCCACUGUUAGCAGGUCACUCCAGUCCCUGCCCACCUCCUCAAAUUCAAUGGAAUCAGACUGUCUGCGGAGGGCUAUGAGUCGAGCUGCUGUCAAAGACAGUGGCCCCACUCAGUCCGACCUGCUGCGUGCUCGGAUGCGUCUGUCCUUGCAGGAGCGCCUGUGGGAGUUCUACCAGAACAACGUAGACAUUCCCACGGAGGAGCAGGCUCUGGCCCGUAGGGCGGCGCUGGACAUCUGUGCUGAGCUGCGAGUGUUUCUCCACGCCAAACUGCCCGACAUGCCUCUCAGAGAGAUGUACCUAAGCGGCAGCCUCUACGAUGAUCUACAGGUGGUGAUGGCAGACCAUGCCCAGCUAAUGGUGCCUCUAAUUCUGGAUAAAAACCUGUGGUCGUUCAUACCGGGAGAGGACACCAUCAUGAACGUCCCAGGUUUCUGGCUAGUCCGCAGAGAGAAUUUAGAAUAUUUCCCACGUAACAGCAGCUACUGGGACCGCUGCAUGGUCGGAGGAUACCUGUCUCCUAAGUCAGUCCUGGACGUGUUUGACAAGAUGGUGGGUUCUAUCAACUGGCCGGCUAUAGGCAGCGUCCUGGACUACGUCAUCCGUCCCGUGGUCCCUUCGGAGACGCUCACCCUGGAGGUUCAGUACGAGCACGACCGAAAGCUUUCCGUGGACUUUCUCCCGUUACUCGUAAUGGAGGACGGAACCUCGCUGAUAGCUAAACCGCAUCGGCUGGCCGCCGAGCGCCACCAGAACCUGUGGCGGCAGAGCUUCCGCGUGGCCGAGACGGCACGGCUCAGAGCCUUGGAUCAAGAAGACGGAGGCUACCGGUGCGCGUGUCUCAAGGUGGCUAAGGCGGUGUGCAAGCUCAACCCUGCCCUCAACCGGCUCAACGCCAGCCAGCUCACCAACACCAUCUUGCUGCUGAGCGAGAAGCAAAGUGACUGGACCCACGAGGCGCUGGCGGACAACUUCCUUCAGCUGCUGAAGGAGCUGGUGGGUCAUUUGGAGGCGGGCCAACUGCCCUGCGCCCUCAACCCAAAGGUUAACUUGUUCUGUGAGCUGACUGAACAGGAAGUGGACGAGCUGGGAUACAUGCUGUACUGUACCCUCUCAGACCCCGAAUCACUUCUGAGGACUGCGGCCACGCAUCUGCCGCAUCCAUCAACGUGUCCAGGAGAUCUGAUGGACUCUCGACGGUAAGCUAGUGUUGAUCCAAAUAUUUUUUGAACCUCAGACGCAAGCAAAGCAAAAGGUGAUAGUCGUGCACUCUUGCGUUGUCGAUAAAGUGGUAGUUUGGUGCAUCACCUGUAAUCAAAUCAACAACCAUGUUACUCUUUUAAACCGCUCUGUCAGACACCCAGACAUGUUUCGUGCAUUUUAUGGUAGCCAUGGUUACGCUGUGUCAAGACCUAGAAUGUAAUGUUGAUUGUCUGUACACAAAAGCCAAUAAAAUGCUAAUAAAUAAAA
Entelurus aequoreus (snake pipefish) is the source of this 1882-nucleotide messenger RNA. RefSeq names its product mitochondrial dynamics protein MID51-like. The record is from RefSeq and is a predicted model, not a curated record. The coding region runs from base 143 to 1615 and encodes 490 amino acids. The transcript has 5 exons. Gene Ontology annotation, biological process: positive regulation of mitochondrial fission; mitochondrion organization. NCBI's taxonomy places the organism in Eukaryota, Metazoa, Chordata, Actinopteri, Syngnathiformes, Syngnathidae. Gene Ontology annotation, cellular component: mitochondrial outer membrane.